Molecule: messenger RNA, 2902 nt
Organism: Peromyscus eremicus (cactus mouse)
Lineage: Eukaryota; Metazoa; Chordata; Mammalia; Rodentia; Cricetidae
Gene: Parpbp
Product: PARP1 binding protein
Exons: 10
Coding region: 1-1722 (573 amino acids)
Biological process (GO): negative regulation of double-strand break repair via homologous recombination
Cellular component (GO): chromatin
Source: RefSeq, a predicted model, not a curated record
AUGGCUGCGCUUAAUCAGAUGUCUGUCUUGGAUAUGAUUAAAGAGUUUAGGAGGAAUUGGCGUGCUCUUUGUAACUCUGAGAGAACGACUUUAUGUGGUCCAGACUCCAUGCUCUUGGCAUUACAGCUUUCCAUGGCAGAAAACAACAAGCAGCACAAUGGAGAAUUUACAGUCUCUCUCAGCGAUGUCUUACUGACAUGGAAAUACUUCUUACAUGAAAAACUGAACUUGCCCACUGAAAGUAUAAAAGUGGUUGACCACUAUGAAGACAUUAAGAAAACAUAUGAUGAUUUCUUGAAGAAUAGUAAUAUGCUAGAUCUGAUUGAUGUUUAUCAGAAAUGUAGCAACUUGACUUCUAAUUGUGAGAAUACCAUGAUAUCCUCAAGUCAACUGCGGGAUUUUCUGUCUGGCACACAGUGUGCAGUCAAUGAUGAAACUAAUUCUCACGUACCAGCAUCCCCAGUGAAAUGCAGCCAGGAUGGUGAACAGGUACGGCUAUCGGCAAGGAAAAUCUUCUUUUCCUAUUUGGGUCUGCUAGUGAAUUCCAAGAAUGACCUGGCUCUGGCUCAUGUUCUCAACAUCCCUGAUCGAGGACUAGGGAGAGACGCCUUCACCACCUUGAAGCAUGCUGCGCGAGAGAAACAACUGUCUAUGUUUUUGAUGGCCACAUCAUUUAUUAGAACAUUAGAGCUUGGAGGGAAAGGAUAUGCACCAUCACCAUCAGAUCCUUUGCGGGCACAUGUAAAAGGGCUGUCUGAUUUUAUCAAUUUCAUUGACAAGUUAGAUGAAAUUCUUGGAGAGAUACCCAAUCCAAGCCUGGCAGGGGGUCGGAUAUUGUCGGUGAUAAACAUGCAUCUGAUCAAAGGCCACAGCAGUGGAGAUCCUUUCUAUAAAGCAGUAGAGGAAGUUGUCCGGGAUUUGGAUUUGAGGAUUAAAACUAUUAGCAAUUCUCAAGAAGGUGUAGCUGUCAGCACCACCACCAUCAGUCCUGUACCGCCAAAAUCUUUUGCCAUAAACCAUGACACUGCAUACUGUGGCAGAGAUGCUGUGAAAAUUUUACUGGUUCUUUUGGAUGAAGACGCAGCCAGUGCUCCCACCAGAAACAGAGCAGAGCUUUUAUAUAAUGACAAGAGUACAGUUCCACACAAUGGAAUUUCUCUUCUUACACUCUUUAGGUCUCCCACACAAGUGAAUAAUACAUCAAUUAAACCCCUCAGAGAGCGAAUCCAUAAGUCAGUGCAAGCAGAAAAAAUUAAGAUGAGGCAGACCUUGAUUAGAUCACAGUUUGCUUGUACUUACAAAGAUGACUACAUGACGAGCAGGAAUCGAUGGAAUGUUAAUUCACCCUCAAAGCCGUUGUGUGCUCUUCACUUGGAAAACGAUAUUGCUGAAGGUGCACACUCCUCUGUUGGAAGAGCAAGAAUUGAAACAAGUUCCGAAAAUGUGCAUCUGGACAGAAGUAAAGAUGACAAAAUCCCCAGAAAAUCUACAGAAAAUAGAGUAUCGAAAAGGAAGCAGGUGGACGUAGACAGUGACAGCAUUCACCGGGAUAAUGGACGUGAACCAUCCCGACACCGAAAUGUGAAGUUCCCUAAAGUGCCCGAUGACUCACACAAGAAGGCUGGUGGCAAACUGGCCGGAGGAGCAAAGGGCAGUAGGUGUGCUGCCGGGAGCAAGCUGAUUGCUGGCCAGACCAAGCUAACUCAGUUUUUCAGGCUGUGAUUUUCUCAUCUAUAUGCCUUAGAUCUAGAUAUAUAAGACCAUUCACCAAAGCCAUGAGCUGACUUUUAAAUAUCAAGAUGUAAAUUCUGGUGCUUUACUACUUUAAUAAGUGUAUGUGAGGCUCACAUGUUAACCACUGUUCAAAAAUACCAGGAAGUCAGAAUGAUGCAGAAUCUUUAUGAAGUUUAAUGCACAAGUCAAAGCACAUCAUUUAGAUGAUUACGUAUCUUAGCUAUUUAAAAACAGACAUUUGGGAUAAUAUAUAAGUCAUAUCAACAUUAAGGGCUUUGCUCUCCAUUUGCAAUGAGUUAUUUUCUUCUGAAAGGAUGAUGUGGACCAGCAGGUUUCAGACUUGCCAGCAGGGUCGGUAGACUCUUCCCAGCAUGCACCUGAGCACUGGGAGGGAACAAACAAUGACUAUAAUUACCACACAGCAUUCAGAAAAAUCAUGGACCUAUUAUACUGGAUUCUGAAUAAAUCAAGCCACAGUUACUGAUUUUUAAAAAUUCCCCACUUUGGCAGGGUCACCUGCUGGCUGGUAGAACUGAACCAUGGUCUUAUUAGAUUUUGUUAUGGUCAGAUCAGUUAAGCUCAGAGCUCUUUUUAUAGCAUUAAAAUGGAGGAAUUGAAUUUUUAAAAGGCUACUCACUGUCAAAAUCUCUCCUUCCUAUAGGAAAUUUAGCUGAGUUUUCUUCAUCCCCGAUUUCUCUCUUUUCUUGUGCUGACUCAGGGUUCUGAAGUCCGUUCUCAGCUGGAAAAGCUCCUGACCCUUUCCGAGCGAGAUAAGGUUUUAUAGCCAGAUUCAGUGGCAGACCAUGACUUACGAGGCUCUGUUUGGAGCCUGUGUUCUGUAAAGAGAAGGUUGGUUUGUAUUCCAGCCAUCUUCUUCAGAAUAGAGCUAAAAUGCGGUUGCACAACAUUCUUGCUGAUCAAUUCUAAGAUGUGCUACACUGUUUUUCACUUCUAAAAUAUCUUAGAUACAAGAAACAAAGUUUUUGAUAAGAUGGGGAAGUACCUGGCAUGUGUGAAAUUAUAUUCGUUAUCUUAACGCACACUGUGGCUCUGUUUGCAUGUAUUCCCGUUUACAAAAUGAAAAUACCAAGUUUACCUUUAGGUUAUUUAUAAUUAUAAAAGUCAUUUUCAUUGCUAUUGUAAUAAAAGUCAGACUACAUGUACUUAC